Molecule: messenger RNA, 1808 nt
Organism: Coregonus clupeaformis (lake whitefish)
Lineage: Eukaryota; Metazoa; Chordata; Actinopteri; Salmoniformes; Salmonidae
Product: cyclin-G2
Exons: 8
Coding region: 259-1260 (333 amino acids)
Biological process (GO): regulation of cyclin-dependent protein serine/threonine kinase activity; mitotic cell cycle phase transition
Cellular component (GO): nucleus; cytoplasm; cyclin-dependent protein kinase holoenzyme complex
Molecular function (GO): cyclin-dependent protein serine/threonine kinase regulator activity
Source: RefSeq, a predicted model, not a curated record
AACGUGUCGUCAUCCACCGGUGCAAGAUGGAUGUUGUAGCUCUCGCAGUUUGUUUCGACAACGACCGUUUGAUCCAUCCGCAGUUCAGAUGGAAAUUAUCAACACCAACAUUAGGAGAUGUCAAUUUAGGAACUAUCUUGUUAAUUUACGCUAUAGCUAAUAUAGCCAGCUAAUCGAUUUGUUGUAAACGAAAUGGAAAUUUGAAUAGUGAAUUGCUAUAUUUUCACAAAAUCGUCUUGUGUCAAGCGUUUGGCAAAGAUGCAGGAUCUUCAAGACCUUGACAAUGAAACAUGUUGGCUUGUCAAAGAGCUGAAGUCAAACAUUGCUCAAGAAUCAUGCUUUUUACCGAGGGAAACUGGCUUGAAUAUAAUGGAGUCUGCAGCAGAGAAUGGAGUCUCUGCAAAAUGCAGAAAUGCCAAAGUUGAAGACCUGUGGAGCCUGACCAGUUUCUUUGGUUUCAGCACCCAGACAUUUGUCAUGGCUGUAAAUCUACUGGAUAGGUUCUUAGCCAUUAUGAAGGUCCAACCUAAGCAUAUGCCUUGCGUUGGAGUCUCCUGUCUCCAUAUUGCUGCCAAAAUGGUUGAGGAUGAGUGCAACAUCUCACCCACCCAUGAACUCAUCCGCAUCAGCCAAAGCAAGUUCACUGUUUCUGACCUCAGCCGCAUGGAGAUCAUCAUCUCUGGAAAACUCAACUUGGAGCUCAAAGCCGUCACAGCCUUAACCUUUUUACACUUAUCCCAUGCUGUCAUCAUAUCACUUACAUCAGAAAGGGAGGAGAUCCCAAGCAUUGGGAGACUGGAAGCCCAGCUAAAAGCUUGCUUAUGUCGGCUUGUUUUCUCUAAAGCAAAGCCAUCGGUGCUGGCACUGUCUGUCAUUAAUCAGGAGUUUGAAGCCCUCCAGUCUCUUGCCAUGUUGGAAAUUGUCCAAGAAGUCCAAAGGCACCUAAAGAUUGUUGACAGUGAGUUACUCUACUGGAGGGGACUUGUGGCCAAAUGCAUGACUGAGUACAGCUCAAGUGAAUGUAACAAACCAGACAAACUGGUGUGGAUCGUGUCCAGACAAACCGCCCCAAAUUUGCACGCUAAUCACUUCAGUGUCCCUGAACUGCCAACUAUUCCAGAGGGGAGCUGGGGUGAAAGUGAGAGUGAGGAUUCCUUUGAGGGCAUGAGCUGUGAAGAGGACAACCCGUGCAGCUCUCCUGGCAGCGACGAAGAGGGAGCCUUCUUCCCCUCAGAGUUUCGCAACCAUGGCAGAAAAUGAUACUCCUCUCUUUUUGAUGAGCUCAAACUUGUGAUUGAGAUUGUGUAACCAGGGUGCUAACUGUAACUUUUCCCUAAAUGUAAUGUUUCCCCUUCCUUAGUAGUCAUGAUUCAGAACAAAAUAGUUUAUGUUACUUACCAUACUGUAUGUGUGGCAGACUGGUAUCGAACUCGGGUUGCCUGUGCGCCUGGUUAGCCCUCUUAGCUAAAGCCUAGGUGUGGAAGCUAACAUAAGUCUUCCUGUCCAAAGACAGGUUACUGAUCACGGGAACGUAGUCCAACAAACCACCUCUGCUACAUACGUAUGUAUUCUGGAAAUACUGAACGGCAGGCCCAAUCAAGUGCCUGUAUUAAUCCAUGUGCUGUUUUUAAACUUUUGUUAUGAUUUUAGAUCUGAGUGAGAUUUAAAUUGCAAUAUCUUGGCAGCUGACUGGCAAUAAGAUCUUUGAAAGCCUUUUUAAAGAUGUUGCUGGUGUCAAUCUACAGUGGGGAGAACAAGUAUUUGAUACACUGCCGAUUUUGCAUGUUUUCCUACUUACAAAGCAUGUA